AUCCAAUAUGGCAGGAAAGCGAAUGUAACCUCUUUAAUUUUAAAUUUCUCAAUCGGCUCAUUUCUUCGAUAAUUUUGAUGUUAAUUAAUCUUGUGCCAUGAGAGACAACGAGUGUACUAAAAUUAUCGGAUCGAAUGUAAUUUUAGUACCGUAUAAGAAGAAGCACGUUGAAAGGUAUCAUGAAUGGAUGAAGUCCGCAGAAUUACGAUAUUUUACUGGUUCAGAGAUGUUAACAUUGGAAGAAGAAUUUCAAAUGCAACAGCGAUGGCAUCAGGAUCAAGAUAAAUGUACUUUUAUCAUUUUGGAAAAAACUGUUUUUACUACAUCUGGAAACGAGAUAGAAGCUAUGAUUGGAGAUACAAAUUUAUUUUUUAACGAAUCAGAUCAGCCAAAUACUGCAGAAGUUGAAAUUAUGAUAGCAAAUGUUACUUAUAGGAGAAAAAAAAGAGGUUGGGAAGCUAUGAUUCUAAUGCUUCUUUAUGGAAUCAGCGUAUUAAAUGUCACUAAAUACAUUGCAAAAAUUAAAUUUGACAAUGAAAAGAGUAUAAAAAUGUUCGAAAAAUUGGGAUUUCACAAGAUAGAAAGAAGCCAAGUUUUCCAAGAAUAUACUUUUGAAAAAAUAGUAAAUCGAGAUUGGAUAGACUGGUUAUAUUCUGACACUAAUAUGGAUGUAAUUACUUAUGAAGAGUAUGAUAAAGAGAGAGAGAGAGAAUAACCCUGUCCAUGAUUUAUAAUAAAGCAGAAGUGAAAUUGAAAUUGGAAACCCGUGGAAAACUUCUCACAAUCAUGUCUCUAUUAAAAGUAUUCCAAAAGUUGAAAAGUUCCGCGCAGAAAAGACCAUUACUCUUCAAUUCAAUGAUAUACGGUUCUUUUUAUACCGGUGCUGAAUUCGCACAACAAACUUAUAAUAAAAUAUUCAAGUUUUCGUUAUCACCGGUAUCAGCAAACAUUGAAGAGACGAACACAUUUGAAAUUAAGAAACCACUAUCUCUUUGGAUAAGAAACUUUAAUCAAAAGUUGGGUUUAUUGGAUGAGAAUAACUCAACGCAAUCGAGAAGUUACAAUUGGGCUCAACUUAAA
Molecule: messenger RNA, 1080 nt
Organism: Bombus impatiens (common eastern bumble bee)
Lineage: Eukaryota; Metazoa; Arthropoda; Insecta; Hymenoptera; Apidae
Product: N-acetyltransferase 9-like protein
Exons: 8
Coding region: 98-715 (205 amino acids)
Biological process (GO): protein acetylation
Cellular component (GO): membrane; cytoplasm
Molecular function (GO): N-acetyltransferase activity
Source: RefSeq, a predicted model, not a curated record